AUGCGCUUCUUUUUCCUGUGUGUCCUUCCUUCGUGCAGCGGCUUUGACCAUCCGUUCCCCUCGCCUCGUUCCCUUCGCCCCUGCUCCUCUUUCCCCGCUCAACCCACCCCCCCCGAGUUGACGGUGGUGGGGCCACGCGGCAGGCCUUCUCAUCUCAUCCUCUUGUCCCUUCCUUGUCGCCCUUCCCCACCUUUCUUUUUCCCCUUCCCCCACUCCCACCCCCCAGCCCAGGUGAUGGUGGUGGAGGCGUGCGGCAGGGUGGGCUGGGCUGUUGUUGCAUGUGGUCUCUCGUCUCUUUCCUUUCCCCCCUUUCCCCCUCUCUCCCAGUUGACGGUGGUGGAGGCGCGCCGGGCGCGGAAGGGUGACGGUGGUGGAGGCGCGCGGUCGGGUGGGCUGGGCUGUUGUUGCAUGUGGUCUCUCAUCUCUUUCCUUUCUCCCCUUUCCCCCCUUCCACCCACCCCCCAGGUGACGGUGGUGGAGGCGCGCGGAAGGGUGGGCGGGCGCAUGUGGAGCCGAACGGAGGCCGCCCCUGCCGGCUCGCCCACUGCGUUCCUGCGAGGCGAGAUGGGCGCACAGUGGAUCGAAGGCGCCACAGGUAACCCUAUUGCCGCCCUAGCUCGAAAAUUCAAGCUUAGAAUUGGGCGGCAGAACGGGCGGGAAAUACAAUUCACAGCCAAGGGGAAGAGAUACAGGGAUCCCGGGUGGUCGGCAGCGGAGGCGGAGUAUCAAACGUUGGUACGGCAAGGCUUGUCCUGGGCGAACAGACAGGACAAGGAUGUGAGCCUGCAGCAGGCGUUCACCAGCGGGCCAUGGAAGCGGCGAGUGUUCCUCAAGCCCUAUGUGCAGUCGCGCCUCUCAGUGGACUUUGAGUUUGACUUUGCCGCCCCUCUCUCGCGCCUCUCUGCUUGGUACUUUGACUCGCUCGCCUUCAAGCCACCCACUGUGGUGGUUACCAACGGCUACGACAACAUCCCCAAGAUGCUCAUGCAGGAAGCAGUGGCGGCAGGCGCUGUUCUAACCCUCAACUUUGAAGUAACUGCCAUCUCACAGUCCUCCACUGGCGUUCAAAUCACUGGAAAGGACACCGCCACCGAUGCCAUUACCACGCUGGACGCCGACGUGGUGAUCGUCACAAUCCCUCUCGGCGUGCUCAAGGCCAACACCAUCGCCUUCUCUCCGUCGCUCCCCCCCCGUAAAACCGGCGCCAUAGCCCGCCUGGGAGUGGGCGCAAUCGCCAAGAUCUUCUUCUUCUUCAACCAGACCUUCUGGCCGGUCAACGUGGACGAAUAUUUCAUCGAGGAUGCGCAGCUGCCCGCGAAUCGUGGGCGGUGGGUUGACUGGGUGAACCUGAAGCGCGCGUGGGGACAGACGGCAUUGGAAGGUGUGGCUCUGGGGGAGUAUGCGGAGCGGAUGGCUACGAUGAGUGAUGAGGAGGUGAUUAACGACGCCAAGGCAAAGAUGGCGCGCAUGUUCCCGCAGUAUCGCAAGAAGCCCGUGGAAGCACUGGCGACUUGGAUCCAGCGCUGGACCGCCGAACCGUAUUCGCGGGGGGCGUACAGCUAUGCGCGCGUGGGCGUGCGGGGGAACGAGGAUCACUGCACGGACUAUGAUGUGAUGGCGCUGCCCGAGGGGAGGGUGCUGUUUGCGGGGGAGCACACCAUCUGGCAGUACCAGGCCACCGUGCACGGCGCCCUGCUCUCCGGCGUCCGCGAGGGCAAGCGCGUCCUCAAAAACUUCUGA
This is a messenger RNA of Closterium sp. NIES-65, 1740 nucleotides long. NCBI's taxonomy places the organism in Eukaryota, Viridiplantae, Streptophyta, Zygnematophyceae, Desmidiales, Closteriaceae. The record is from the annotation of a GenBank genome assembly.